GAGAAUGGCAGGCAAAGUGAAGUGGGUCACCGACAUUGAGAAGUCUGUGCUCAUCAACAACUUCGAGAAGCGAGGAUGGGUGCAGGUGACCGAGAACGAGGACUGGAACCUUUACUGGAUGAGCGUGCAGACCAUCCGGAAUGUGUUCAGUGUAGAGACUGGCUACCGGCUCGCGGACGAUCAGAUCGUCAACCACUUCCCCAACCACUACGAGCUGACACGGAAGGACCUGAUGGUGAAGAACAUCAAGCGGUACAGGAAGGAGCUGGAGAAGGAAGGGAGUCCCCUGGCCGAGAAGGAUGACAACGGGAAGUACCUGUACCUGGACUUCGUGCCGGUCACCUACAUGCUGCCUGCAGACUACAACCUGUUUGUGGAAGAGUUCCGGAAGAGCCCGUCCAGCACAUGGAUCAUGAAGCCGUGUGGCAAGGCACAGGGCAAGGGCAUCUUCCUCAUCAACAAGCUCUCCCAGAUCAAGAAGUGGUCCCGUGACAGCAAGACAUCUUCGUUCGUGUCACAGUCCUCCAAGGAAGCCUACGUCAUCUCCCUGUACAUCAACAACCCACUGCUGAUUGGCGGCAGGAAGUUUGACCUGCGCUUGUAUGUCCUGGUGUCCACAUACCGCCCUCUGCGCUGCUACAUGUAUAAGCUGGGUUUCUGCCGCUUCUGCACGGUCAGGUACACCCCGAGCACCAGCGAGCUGGACAACAUGUUCGUGCACCUCACCAACGUGGCCAUUCAGAAGCAUGGGGAGGACUACAACCACAUCCACGGGGGCAAGUGGACUGUGAGCAACCUGCGGCUGUACCUGGAGAGCACUCGCGGCAGGGAGGUCACCAACAAAUUGUUCGACGAGAUCCACUGGAUCAUUGUGCAGUCCCUGAAGGCCGUGGCGCCGGUGAUGAAUAACGACAAACACUGCUUCGAGUGCUACGGCUAUGACAUCAUCAUCGACGACAGACUCAAGCCCUGGCUCAUCGAGGUGAACGCAUCACCGUCUCUCACCUCCAGCACGGCCAACGACCGCAUCCUCAAGUACAACCUGAUUAACGACACGCUCAACAUCGCCGUCCCCAACGGCGAGAUCCCGGACUGCAAGUGGAACAAGUCCCCCCCGAAAGAAGUCCUGGGCAACUAUGAGAUUCUGUAUGACGAGGAGCUGGCCCAGGGCGACGGGACUGAGCGUGAGCUGAGAACCCGCUCUGGUCAAGCACUGGGGCCCAAGGGGAGCCGGUCACGAGACUCCGGGAGGACCGUCCUCACCACCUGGAAGUGACUGUCUGGGAGGACCACCGACCCCAGCCUCCUUGGUGCUCGCCUCUGCCGGAGCCCUGCUGCGGUGCAGCUACCGUCCCCCGCCCUGCAGCUCGCUGCCUUCCCCUGGCUCGCAGUGAAUAAAGGUGCCCCUUUGGAA
This is a messenger RNA of Ochotona princeps (American pika), 1414 nucleotides long. It is a transcript of the gene TTLL1, whose product is annotated as TTL family tubulin polyglutamylase complex subunit L1. Gene Ontology annotation, biological process: microtubule cytoskeleton organization; protein polyglutamylation. NCBI's taxonomy places the organism in Eukaryota, Metazoa, Chordata, Mammalia, Lagomorpha, Ochotonidae. The record is from RefSeq and is a predicted model, not a curated record. Gene Ontology annotation, cellular component: cilium. Gene Ontology annotation, molecular function: tubulin-glutamic acid ligase activity; tubulin binding. The transcript has 9 exons. Bases 5 to 1276 code for a protein of 423 amino acids.